This is a messenger RNA of Ornithodoros turicata, 2040 nucleotides long. Its product is annotated as cholinesterase 1-like. Bases 1 to 2040 code for a protein of 679 amino acids. Lineage: Eukaryota; Metazoa; Arthropoda; Arachnida; Ixodida; Argasidae. Gene Ontology annotation, molecular function: acetylcholinesterase activity. Gene Ontology annotation, biological process: acetylcholine catabolic process; choline metabolic process. Gene Ontology annotation, cellular component: plasma membrane. The record is from RefSeq and is a predicted model, not a curated record. The transcript is spliced from 5 exons.
AUGACUUGCAAAGCUAUUCUGCAGUGCAUAUUUUAUGUGGCCACAGCGGUUGCAACAGACAUCACUGUAAGCACAACCAGUGGUCGGAUUUCUGGAGCCGUUGAACCGACAUGGGGCAUAGCGAUCGCCCGCUUCCUCGGCAUUCCGUACGCAAAACCUCCCUUAGGUUCACUUCGGUAUCGACCGCCUGAACCAGCUUCGCCGUGGCAAGGAGUUCUAGAAACUAAAGAGUUUCGUGCUGCAUGCGCUCAAGCAAACGGAUCCUUUCCGCCUGAGACUCCCUGGCUUGUAGACAAGCGAAUCGUGAGUGAAGAUUGCUUGUUUCUUAACAUCUGGGCCCCACAGACAUGCACAAAAAGAAAAGCAAUUUUGAUAUGGAUCCACGGCGGCGGCUUCCGUACUGGCACGCCAUCGACAGAGCUGUACGACGGAAAACUGCUGGCAGCUGUCGGAGACAUUGUAGUAGCAAGCGUGGCAUAUCGUCUUGGAAGUACGGGUUUUCUCCACACUGGGGAGGACAGUUCACCUGGAAAUUACGGUCUGUUAGACCAGGAGCUAGCUAUUCAUUGGAUACGAGACAAUGCAGAAGUAUUUGGAGGUGACAGGUCUUCAAUAACGCUAUACGGCGAAAGCGCGGGCUCUGCCUCCGUAGGUCUUCAUCUUCUGGCGACACGAAAUGGAGGGAUUGUACGUCGUGCCAUUAUGGGGAGCUGGAGUCCUUACGGGCUAAUACCAUCACAGAACGAAGUUGGACGCGAGUUGGCCACAACGCUGGCGAAAGCUGCUGGAUGCGAGGGGGUUGGGGACGAUUGGAUCAAGGUCGUGUCAUGUCUACGGUCAGUUUCAAUUGAAGCCAUUUUAGGAGCAGAAGACACACAAUACCCUCAAGAUCUCGUUACUUUCAUGCCUUCGUACGGCAACGGCUACCUACCACUGUCAUUUCAGGAGACACUUCGGGACCCCAAUCUUGUCCCUAUUGAUGCCUUAUUGAUCGGCAUAACUGCAGAUGAAGGAAGCAUAUUCCUGUACACCAAAGACCCAGAACGUUUCAACAUGAAGAAUGAACCUGAAGGAUUGACCUACUCAGAAGCUCUCGCGUUGCUUGCCUGCCCCUACUAUCCUCGCUUGCCAAAAGCUUUGCAAAAUGCGACCACUGGCAUUUUUAAGGCUAGCGUCCAGGACGGAGAAGGAAUCCUUCAGUCGCUGAUAAACGCUGUUGGUGACCUCAUAAUGACGUGUCCAACACAGUUUUUUGCGGAAGCAUACGCAAGACUAAACUACCCGGUCUACUUCUAUGUGUUCGACCAUCGGUCAGUGAAAAGUCGCUUGCCUCCGUGGAUGGCCGCAGCGCACUUCACCGAGCUCCAGUACACCUUCGGUAUGCCGUUUCGGUUUCCAGAGCGCUACACAGAUCUGGAUCGGGAGCAGAGUAUGCUAAUGAUGGAACUUUUCACAGACUUCAUAAACACAGGAAGGCCGAUGUUACAAGAUGGCUCCGAAUGGCCCACGUACACGAAGGAAGACCCUUAUCAUGAGAAUCCUAACGUGAUUGCAAAAGACAUACGGUCUGCUGCACAAGAGAAAGUCGAGCCCCAUCUUGUGAAUAACGACGAAUCCAUGUGCAUCCCCGUGAAGACGGAGGGGGCAUUGUCCAACCUUUUGGACCAUCGCAAGGUCGCGGGUGUGCAUGUUGAAGUUAUCAUUCCGCCGUCGUAUGUGAAAAAGCGGGGUAAAAUUAACGAUGUUCUUCUCGUGUACACCAACGAUGACCUGGCUUGUUAUUUGGCAUCUGCGGCUGGCCUCAACGCUGCAGAAUUUGUGCCGGUACUCACAACUUGGACAACUGCACGGCUCGGCGGCAACCGAAGUGUGGCCCUAUCUACGGUGGCCCUCACAUUUUGUCGCAUUCUCAUUCUCCAUACGGUCAGACUAGUCAAUUGGAGCACCUUCCGAGAGUACAGCACGGGCUUGGUACAACCGGACAUGUCAGCUGAACAACUUACUGACGUGCUUAGUGCCUCCCUCCGCUCGUCAUCCUGA